CGGAAAUAAAGCUCCCUACUCGAACGGCAAAGCGGAACGUAGUAGGUCCACUUCGGGAGUUGAAGCCCCAGGAACUGCAUCGAGAAAAAGCAAGAACUCCUCGUCAUCGUCGCGCCGUGAAGACGUGGGGAGGCCGCGGCACCGGAAUACUAAAACAAGCAAAGAACCAAGGAGCAAAGGAAAAGACAGCAGGCGAAUUUCUGUUGAUGGACGAAGGAGCGGGGUGGAGGACGAGGGCUCGGUACUCGCAUCUUCAGACGGAGAAGUACUAGAUCAUGUACACGACCCGCAAAAUAGAACACGUGCACGUCGUCGUGGCUCGUCGUCACCCGGUUGUAGUUCUACUUCUGUGGAGUUUCUUUCACCCCCACCUCCUGCAAAAAGGACCACUUCGCGGGUUUCUUUCGCCGACGACGUCGAGGAGGCAAAGGUUUUUGCCGCAGAUAUUCCAGCUCACGACGUCGAUCUAUCCAGCGACACAGAGGUUCUGCUGCCCGCGAAGCCACCCCCGAAGCGGCAACCGUCCGUUGAACAAGACCGGAAAAGAAUAUCUUUGUACGGGCUGGACCGGAAUGGUUGGUUAGAUCACGAUCGUCGCAGCUCUGCAGAUCAGCCCGUAUCAUGCGCUGCUCCUUCAGUAGGGCAAAAGUCGACGUCCAGCACUGGAACAAAGGAUAGUAGUACAGUUCGUCGUGCAGGACGGGUCACGGAACAAUCUUGGGGGGAACUGAACAGAGAGCAGCUAGACGCCGAGGAGCACCAGAAAAACAUGAAAAUAAAUGCGACCGACCACCACCUGGAACUACAUCAAGCCGG
Molecule: messenger RNA, 816 nt
Organism: Amoebophrya sp. A120
Lineage: Eukaryota; Dinophyceae; Syndiniales; Amoebophryaceae
Source: the annotation of a GenBank genome assembly